GUUUCAAUGUGUGUCCAUCCUUAUCAAAGUGGCGUGCAAAGUGCAGUUAUAUGAUUUUUUCGAAAUUGUCGGUGCAGUCGCGAUAUGCCUCCAAGUUUCUCUUCGAUUUUGGAUGAAUGUACAGAUCGGCUCAUGAGGGGAGCCAAAGAAAAAGAUGGAAAGUAUAAAUAUGCUGAAGGAGAUUUCAACGAUAAGAGUCGCCUUCAACCGGUGAAGCUCCAACCGUCUUGGGAAGAGAAUAACUUGCCAGAGGACGAGUUGAACUUCAGGAGCUUAACUAUGGAUGAAGCGAGCUUAGCUCUCAAUCAGCCGCCCGAUAAAUUUAAACUUGUAUAUUUGACAUUUCUGAUACAUGGUAUUGGAGUCUUGAUGCCUUGGAACAUGUUCAUCACUGCCAUGGACUAUUUUAUAGGUUAUAAGUUAUCAGAAGGUUAUAUAGGAUUCACGUUCCCUUAUAUACCAAAUUUUAUGCAGUAUUUAACAUUCUGCUCACAAAUUCCUAAUGUUGCGUUUAACUGGAUGAAUAUUUUUGUACAAAUCGGAGGUAGCAUGACGACGAGAGUAGUUUGGAGUAUAAUUGCAGGUGUUGUGUUAUUUAUUGUGACAGUUGCUUUAGCCAUGAUUGACACAAGUGGCUUUGCCUACGGGUUUUUCUGGAUAACCAUGAUUACAGUUGUUCUUAUGAAUAUGGCAAACGGAAUCUACCAAAAUACGAUAUACGGUAUGGCCGCUAAACUACCUCCGCAAUACACAGGAGCCGUUGUGCUCGGAAAUAACAUAAGCGGCACCUUCGCAGCAAUUGUAAGCUUGGUCUCCAGCAUGACUACGGACAACAUCAGAAUGGCCGCCAUUUAUUACUUUAUUACGGCCCUGUUCGUGUUGCUUAUAUGCUUUGACACCUACUUUGCCUUACCUCUCAAUAGAUUUUACAGGCACUUCGAACUGAAGGAUAAAACGCAGCAACAAAAAGCGUCAAAGUCUGGAAUCAAAGAAAAGCCACCCUAUUGGGAAAUUUUUAAGAAAUCAUUUCCUCAAUUGGCCAAUGUAUUUAUGGUGUUUUUCGUUACUUUGGCCGUCUUUCCAGCUGUGUAUGCUGAUGUGAAACCUGUAUCUAAAGAUUUUCCUAUUCAAAAGUAUUUCGCAUCAGUUACGUGUUUUAUUACAUUCAACAUUAUGGCUAUGCUGGGCAGUUUACUACCAAGUCUUGUUAUAUGGCCGGCGCCCAAAUGGUUAUGGAUUCCUGUAGUAUUGCGGUUCGCAUAUAUACCAUUCUUCUUGUUAUGCAACUACCAAGUGGUUGGUGUAGAGCGUGUAAUGCCAGUGCUAAUCAAGAAUGAUUGGGCUUAUUGGGUAAUUUCCAGCACAAUGGGAUUCACCAGCGGAUAUUGGAGUUCGUUGGCGAUGAUGUACACACCAAGGCAAGUGGAAGACCGCCACGCCCCGAUGGCAGGCAUGUUCGCAGCGGCCGCCUUGAUCACGGGCAUAUUCACUGGCAUCCUGAUCACGUUCUUGUGGCCAUGGGUCAUCGGCCACGUGGGCUAGCACAAAUGCGUGGUGUAUGACCCCGACGCCACUGGUGGCCCGCCAGGCGAGUUCGUCAUACGUUUCAGUCUGUGAGACGUACGUCACUGGUACCGCUAGAUGUCGCGGAUGGUCAUAUACCCUUGUUGGAUACUGAAGAUGGGAGGGGUCGAUGUUUUUAUAUGCAAUCAUAGAUCUUCCACGAGAAGCAGAUAAAGUCAGAUUCACUUUGGAUUUAUAUAUUUUUAGUCCGAGAUUUGUAUUUCUGUGUCCAGGAAAUGAGGUGUGUGUGAGAAAAUUUGUAGGAGUAUGUUGGAGCGACCAGUUAGUAGUAGUGAUCACUUGUGUUUUUGGUCAGUAGGCAACUUGACCUACAGGAUAGGGUUAUUUCGGGAUUGGACAGUUGAUGGCGAGUAAAGCAAAGACACAUUUCAUUUUGAACGAAAGAGAUAUAAGCGAUAUAGUGUUUGAAAAAGGGCGGAAUAUAUCCCACUUUUGACCCUGAAAAACAUUAAAAAAUACGAAAUUUUUGAUGUAAACAAAUAUUUGACACAAAUUUGUGACAGGCAACAUCCAGAUUUGCUAAAAGAGUCCUUUUUUGAAUAAAAUCUUGCAAAAAAUCCGAAUCAGAAUUGUUUCCCAUCAGAUGCGAAGAUAUUGACCGGACUAUUUUCAUAUUUUUAAAUAUGAACAUAUUUGUUUGGAGAUAUUUAGGAACAAUAGCAACAUCAAAAUUCUCGUUUCUUCAUAUUGUUUUUCUGGGUCGAAAUACUGUAGCGCUCAUAUGUCGAAAACUAUCAACUUUAGAUAAAGUUCUAAAUUACCUGUUUUGUUCAGAAUGUCCCAAAAACUUAAACACGCGUUGUCAGAGAGAAACAAACUAUUUUUCGGAUUUGAUUAAAAGAUAUUCUUAAACAAAUAUUUAACACAAAUUUGUGGCAGGCAACAUCCAGAUUUGUUGAAACAGUCUGUUUUUGAAUAAAACCUUUCAAAGAAUCCGAAUCAGAAUUUAUUUCUCAGGAGAUGUGAAGAUAUUAACCGGACUAUUUUUAUAUUUUUGAAUACGAACAUAUUUGUUUGGAGAUAUUUAGGAACAAUGGCGAUUAUUAAAAUUCUCGUUUCUUCAUAUUGUUUUUCGGGGUCGAAAUACAGUAGCGCUUUUAUCUCGAAAACUUUAGAUGAAAGUUCUAAAUUACCUUUUUUGUUCAGAAUGUCCCAAAAACCUAAACACACGUUGCCAGAGAGAAAAGAUAUUCUCAAACAAAUAUUUGACACAAAUUUGCGGCAGGCAACAUCCAGAUUUGUUAAAAGCGUCCUUUUUUGAGUAAAACCUUGCAAAAAAUCCGAAUCAGAAUUUUUUCCCAUCAGAUUUCAAGAUAUUAGCCGGACUAUCUUUAUAUUUUUAAAUACAAACAUAUUUGUUUGAAGAUAUUUAGGAACUAUGGCAAUAUCAAAAUUCUCGUUUCUUCAUAUUGUUUUUCGAUGUCGAAAUACUUGUAUCUCGAAAACUAUCAACUUUAAGUUCUAAAUUACCUGUUCUGUUCAGAAUGUCCCAAAAACCUAAACACGCGUUACCAGAGAGGAAAACUAUUUUUUGGGAUUUGAUUAAAAGAUAUUCUUAAACAAAUAUUUGACAAAUUUGUGGCAGGCAACAUCCAGAUUUGUUAAAAGAGUUCUUUUUUGGAUAAAUCCAAAUCAGAAUUUUUUUCCAUCAGAUGCUGAGAUAUUGCCCUUGACUAUUUUUAUAUUUUUAAAUACGAACGUAUUUGCCCAGUAGAUUUUUUUAUUGUUGUACAGACCUAUCAAGAGCCACAAUGUAUCAACCAAUUAAUAGUAGCUUGGAUUAUUUAUUUUACUCGGCUUUUGCUGUCCAAAAAGAAAGCUCUAUUUCUAGUACAUUGACAUGCAUCGUGCAUGCAAAAUCUCGGUUUUAUUAUAAUUCGUAUGACGCAAUACUCUGGACGAAUUCUCUAUUACGCAGAACUAGAUCUCACCUCAGAUAUCAUAUUUGAACCACGAUACAUUAAAUAGUUUCUAAAAUGUUGAUGAAAAAAUAUCUUGAUCUUGGUCCCCAUUUUUUGCCUGGAGGAUCAAUAGGUUUCUUUGAUUGGUUUUCUAUAGAUAAAACCAUGUUGUAUAGACAAAAACAAACGAAGAAACCGGUUGAUCCUUCAUGUAUAUAAAACCAAUACAGAGAGGCCUAUUGGUCCAACUGACAGACUACCAUUUAAAGGGCAUAUAAAAAAAGUAUUAACUUCAAAACAAGUCAAAAUAACCACAGCCUGGCAAAGACAAAAAAAUAGUCUGGAAAACAAAGCUUUUACAAAAAAAAAUCUCAUUGAGCACUGACUUUGGCGGUUAUUAAAGGAAUUUUAUUUUAUGAUCAAACCUAUUUUUUACUAAAUUUUGCGCCAUUCUGAAGUACUUGUUUAUCUUUAUGUGGGCACUAUUACUAAUGGGAAAUAUGUCACCUCAAAACUACCUAUAAACUAUAUCGAGAGUGAAUCUACUGAAUAGAUCAUGUAAUGAUUUUUCUUUUAUCAUGGAACCCCUUCAUUUUAUGCAUACCAUGACCGACUGAAUUAAAAUAUUCGUUUUUCUAGUUUUAGUAUUUCUGAGUACUGUGGAUGUAGAAAAUUUUGUUUCAGAACUUGAACAUGAAUACUAAUACAAUAAUGCUUUGGAAAAUCUGAUAAAAUCUCGAACAUUAAUGAUUAAAAAAAUGGCGUAUGAGUCAAUAAUUUCCUACAUCAUAGUACUCUGUGUUUUUAUUCUAGUUUAAUAACCAAUAAUAGAUACUGUUUUAUAUGAUCGAAUUAAUAAAUUGUUUUUAUAUUUUGUGUUUGUACCAAAAACGUCUGUUAUUCAGUCGAUUGUUAUAGUUCUUAUUUCAUGAUUAUACUCUUAUAAACAAAUAAAUAUAAUGGAAUUUCAACAACUUGGGAGCAUUUAAAACUUGAAACUUAGUAAGUAAAACUUUUAUCAGGGUCAUAGUUAUACAGAACAUCUCAUAACAUUAAUCCCACUUAUACGAGGCAUGUUUUUAAAGUAAGUACCGUUUUGACCUAAAAAAACAACAAGUAAAUUUUGUCCAAAAAUGAUUUAUUCACUUGAAAGGCCAUACUUUCCUCUACUUUUCUACGUAAUUCCCAUUACGAUUGAGGCAUUUAUCGUAUCUUGGGACCAGCUUUUGUAUGCCAUCGUCAAAGAAGCUUGCCGCCUGAGUAAACAACCACUGCUGUACAUUUUUGGCACUCAGCGUGAACACAAUUUCCGAUAAUUUAAACGUUCGGACACAAUUCGUAAAGAACGCUUCUUGAGACAGCAGGAAACUGUUCAGCUAAGGACGAAAUCCUGAAUCGUCUGUUCUUUCUCACUUUACAGUCCACUUUUUGAAUCAGGUCAUCGGUAAUGACUGAAGGUCUUCCUCAUCUUUAAAGGCCCUAACCCAUUUCCGCACCAUUCCAUCACUCAUAAUGUUUUCACCAUACAUUUCACUGACUUGGUGACGGAUUUCAACUGAUUUGAAGCCUUGUGCACAGGGAAACCGUAUUACAGCACGCACUUCGCAGGCGGCGGGAUUCUCAAUCGGUGGAGGCAUUUUAAAAUCACGCAAACAGGUGUAGACUCGAUCGGAUGGUUCCGUAACGGCGUCUGUCGCUACCCAACAGAUGUAGCUACACGACGCGCGUGCGCUAAACGGCGACCGCAGCGCUGCGGCGGCGUAAUUUAAAAACGGUACUUACUUUAAAAACACGCCUCGUAUCUUUUACGACAUUAUGAGGAAAAAUUAUAAAACAAUAAUGUAAUCAAGUGGCUAUGAAAAUAGUAAGUUGGAAAGUAGCUGACAUUUUGGAAGAGGUAUGUGAAUCUCUGCGUUAUAAGUGCGUUUGGAUGUUAUAUAGAGUGAUUCAGAAAACAAUACGAGAGGGUCAUAUAAAUAUGGGUUCUCAAAUGCCUCCUCAUGAGGUGUUCAUGUUAUAAUUUAGAAAUCGAAAAAAUAUAUCUUCGGUGUUAAAAUUUUGCACAUGUAGUACUAACAGCAUAGUCGUUACAUAAAAAAAUCUAGGGGGAUAGAAAUUUGACCCCUACAGAAAAAUGGUUUGAAUAUUUGAUGAAAAUAACGCUAUAGUCUAAUUUGAGCCAUAUAGAUGGUUUGUCCUUAUUCAGUCUCGUCAGUGGCGUAGAAAUUUACAAGACCCUGUAUUUUAGGAACAAGACAAUUUAGUACAUAUUAUGAUCAUAGGGAAUUUGUUAUUUUUGGAUGUGUGUUCUGUCCUAGAGAGAUUGUCAUUGUUUUUUUUUGGAUCAUCCUAUAUAACUUGCCACUAAACACUAUUCAAUGUAAAUGACAAGACUGAUAAGUGGGAUCGAAGGUUGUGGAAACGACAGAGUGUAAGAAGGUAUUGGAUAAAAUUAAAAUAUAUUUUGUCUCAAAACACCUCUCAAAGUUUCUGGCAAAAUGUUAUGAGCAAUGGUUUUGGGCAUUAUUUGAAAAGGAGUGGCAAAGAAGGUAAACACGUACGUAUGUUUAUCCGAUUUUAAUAAUUUUUGGCAUAUAUGUUCAGUGAAGCUUCAGCUUGAUUCGUCAACUGACCGCAGAAGCUGUCUCAAUAAUGUGUUGAGGAUCCACGAUUUCUUAUACACUCAUUGACUCGUCUGGGCAUCGUGCUGAUAAGGUGGUCGAUAUCCUAUUGGGGUAUUGGGGCAACUGCAACUUCGUGAGUAAGAGCUGCUAAAGUAUGUGGAGGCAGUGGCGUAGCCAGAAACUUCGUUCGGGGGGGCCCGGGAUUUUUUUUUUUAAAACGGUAAGGAAUAGAUGGCUUAAAUCCAUUUUAACACUGCAUAA
Molecule: messenger RNA, 6370 nt
Organism: Acanthoscelides obtectus
Lineage: Eukaryota; Metazoa; Arthropoda; Insecta; Coleoptera; Chrysomelidae
Source: the annotation of a GenBank genome assembly